This is a messenger RNA of Oppiella nova, 591 nucleotides long. The record is from the annotation of a GenBank genome assembly. NCBI's taxonomy places the organism in Eukaryota, Metazoa, Arthropoda, Arachnida, Sarcoptiformes, Oppiidae.
AUGGAUGCCAUGAAUUGGUUAUCAGUUGUGAUGUGUGUAUUGGAAGUGAUGACGAGUUUUGGUCACCAAUUGGUUCCCAUUAUCAGCGUUUUUAUGGACUCUUCGAGAGUGGGAACCGAUUGGAGACCAAUGUCUGGAGCGGUGCUUAAGACUCAACCCAUAGAUAUCUCGCAUGUUAGGUGGAAGGGGUGUCCCUCAAGAGGACUGCCAUUGAGUACCCGAUAUCUCAACGAAUGCGUGGACAGGGAUGCGAAGGAAUGUCUUGAGUGCACACAUACUCUGCGGACAAUGACUUCAAAUAUCUUAAGACUUAUUGACGACGACUCUGAGGAAGCGGUGAAUCCAAUGAUUACGUCGACUACCAGUGCCGGUGCUGUAGGCGCUGUUGAUGACUACGACGAGCACCCGGAGACAAACUCCGGACGGUUAGGUAACGACAGCCCCUCCAGCCUAUCGCUCCCAUCAUCGGAGGGAUCGCCCGACCGGUGGCCGACCCGAGAGAGCAUUCAACCCAUUGUCGACGACUCCAACGAUAGCUAUAAACUACUGUUCCCUUCGCCCUCACCUCCCAAACCCCCUAUGAAUUCAUGA